AUGGCUACCGCUGCCGCUGUCACCGCUGCCGUCCGUGUUGGUGGAGAUAAGGUGACGACAAUGAAGUGGCGCUUGUUGCUGACGGAAUCCCUCAAAAUCUCUACAGAUUCGGACUUACAUGAUUGGUUUAUGGAACGUGAUAUGAAGGAUCCGGCUGUAAUGAUCUUAAAUGACAAGCUUAUGUCAGAUGCUUUAUUUAAUUUGCAACCCAUCAAGUCAGAACACUCCUACAGUUUGAAUAGUGAUGGCGAUUCAUUGCCGGAUUCACCACGCAGCCUGCAAACGAAAAUGGAUGACAUGGAAGACGAAUGCUAUCCUGCAAUUUCGCUAAAAACCGCAACCAGCAACACAGCACGAUUACGGCAUGACGUAGACAUUUCCAGCGGCGUCGAUCCCAAAUGUCUAGCCAUAUCUGUGGAGUGCGAUGUCACACCGAUGGAAUUGUCCACCGUGGAAACCAGCAACCACGCUACAAGCAAUAGUAAGGGAGCAAAUACAUUGCUCACAACUGCCACAGUCCAUAAAAUAAGCGAAAACCAUAGAAAGCGAACAACGAAUGACAGCCCACUUGAAGAUAAACAGCUGCAACAACAACAACAACAACAACAACAGCAGCAGCAUCUUAUAAUACAUACACCAAAUGUUGUAUGCAAACAGCGCGAUAGCGGAGAUCGCGGCAAGAUUUUGGGGAGCGUGCCGGCAGCUGCAGUGUAG
Messenger RNA from Rhagoletis pomonella (apple maggot), 714 nucleotides. Its product is annotated as cyclic AMP response element-binding protein A-like. The transcript has 4 exons. NCBI's taxonomy places the organism in Eukaryota, Metazoa, Arthropoda, Insecta, Diptera, Tephritidae. Bases 1 to 714 code for a protein of 237 amino acids. Gene Ontology annotation, biological process: regulation of transcription by RNA polymerase II. Gene Ontology annotation, molecular function: cAMP response element binding; DNA-binding transcription factor activity, RNA polymerase II-specific. The record is from RefSeq and is a predicted model, not a curated record.